AUGGAUGAGGAGAAAAUGAGCCUGACUGUUUCGGACGCCGUGGACUACAAAGGCUCCCCAGCCGACAGGUCCAAAACGGGCGGUUGGAUUACUGCUGCACUUAUCCUAGGGAUUGAAAUCGUCGAAAGGCUGUCGACAAUGGGGAUAGCCGUGAACCUGGUGACAUACCUUGGUGGGGUGAUGCACCUGCCGAGCUCGACUUCAGCCAACAUUGUAACCGACUUUAUGGGCACGUGCUUUCUCCUGUGCAUGCUCGGUGGAUUUAUCGCAGAUUCUUUCCUAGGAAGAUACAAAACCAUCGCCAUCUUCUCCGCUGUCCAAGCACUGGGAACUGGCAUGCUUGCUGUGACAACCGCCUUGCCCCAGCUCCGGCCACCACCCUGCCACCACCACCCUACCACCACCAUGUGCAAGCCAGCAAACGGGUUUCAAAUGGGCAUGCUCUACUUGGCCCUUUACCUCAUAGCCCUGGGCACCGGUGGCCUAAAGUCGAGCGUGUCGGGUUUCGGGACGGACCAGUUUGACGACAAGGACGAACGGGAGAAGGCGCAGAUGGCUUACUUCUUCAACCGAUUCUUUUUCUUCAUCAGCAUCGGGACCCUCACAGCCGUCACAGUGCUCGUCUACAUUCAGGACGAGAUCGGCCGCAGCCUGGCAUACGGUAUUUGCACAGUCGCCAUGCUGGCGGCCAUAGUGGUUUUCCUGUCGGGGACCAAAAGGUAUAGGUUCAAGAAAAGUGCGGGAAGCCCUAUCGUUCAGAUUUGCCAGGUCGUCUCGGCUGCUGUCUGGAAGAGGAAGAUGAGACUUCCUUACGAUGUGGGCAUGUUGUACGAGGACACACCCGAGUCCUCGAGAAUCGCGCAUACACAACAGUUCAGUUUCCUGGACAAGGCAGCAAUUGUGGCAGAAGGAGACUUGGAGAAGAAUUUCAGUUGUUACAACCCUUGGAAGCUCUGCCCGGUGACUAAGGUGGAGGAAGUAAAAAUGGUCGGGCGGCUGCUCCCGAUAUGGGCAACGACCAUUAUCUUCUGGACGACUUAUGCACAGAUGAUAACUUUCUCAGUCGAGCAAGCCUCCACCAUGGACCGAUCCAUGGGCAGCUUCCACAUCCCGGCUGGGUCCCUCACGGUCUUCUUCGUGGCCGCCAUUCUCAUCACACUCGCGUUCUACGACCGCGUGAUCAUGCCCCUCUGGAGCAAAUGGAAAGGAAAACCAGGUUUUUCGAGCUUGGAAAGAAUGGGCCUCGGGCUCUUUCUCUCCACAAUCGGCAUGGGAGUUGCGGCACUAGCCGAGAUGAAGAGACUCUCGGUAGCAAAAGCCGUCCACGGGCCGGCCGCCGAACUCCCGAUAAGCGUCUUCAUCUUGAUUCCGCAGUUCUUCUUGGUGGGAGCCGGUGAGGCCUUCAUAUACACGGGCCAGCUCGACUUCUUCAUUACGCGCUCCCCAAAGGGGAUGAAGACCAUGAGCACCGGCCUUUUCCUCACGACUAUCUCCCUCGGUUUUUUCGUCAGCAGCUUUUUGGUGUCGGUCGUGAAAAAGGUCACGACGGGCGGGGGAAGGCAGGGUUGGCUUGCCGACAACAUAAACUAUGGCCGGCUCGACUGCUUCUAUUGGUUGUUGGCUAUUCUUGGGGUCGUCAACUUUGCCGUUUAUCUCGUGUGCGCUGUCUGGUAUGGGCCGGACGGGAAGGCUAAGGCCGCCUCCACUCGGGCGGAUGACGUGGACAAGUGUUGA
Striga hermonthica is the source of this 1734-nucleotide messenger RNA. Lineage: Eukaryota; Viridiplantae; Streptophyta; Magnoliopsida; Lamiales; Orobanchaceae. The record is from the annotation of a GenBank genome assembly.